UGGUGUCCAGCAAGUUUCCGUGUUGACAGAGAUGUGAGCAGAGUGAAGCUGGUCGGGUUCAGACCAGAGAUGGUGAGCUGUCAUGGCUUUCUUACGGACCAAAGAGAGAACUAAAGAAAGAUUUUCUCUCCUCUUGCUGGAUUUGGAGGAAUAUUAUUUUGAACAGCACACAGCUUACCAUGUGACGACCGCUUCAAAAAAUAACAGGAAAGUCCGAGGCUCGUUCAAAGUCUGCUCCAGAUCCAUCAUAUUUGAUCCAGAGGAUUUUGCAGAGCCAAUUUUAAAGAUUCCUCUUCGAGACUGUAAGAAGAUCGAGUUUGUGGAGAGAGAGAGCAAUCCUUUCAAUGAGCCGAGGCCGUCUGCCAUCAAUAUUUCAUGUGUGCAGGUUAUUUACAUCAAAGAAAGCAACGUCAUAGCACCUUACAGGAAUGAAAGGGGACCACAGAAAGUGACUUUUCAACUGGAAGGUUGGAGCAAAACAGAAGAUGUCGUCCAAACGUUACUUCAGCUCCACAGAGCGUCCUGUCUGGAGAAGCUUGGAGACCAGACUGCCAUGAUUGCAGCCAAUUUACAAUCACGACUGGCGAGGUCGUCUUUUGACAAAAACUGCUUUGAGAGUGUGUGUGAGAAGCCUCACAUGGAGUGUGCGGUGGAGAUGGUCCUGCCUCUGGUGUCCAACCCGGGACACGUCUGCAUAACGGAUGAAAGCCUGUACUUCCAGCCGCUCAAUGGAUAUCCGGAUCAGGUGAUUCAAAUCAAACUUCACAGAGUGAGGAGAAUCUACAAAAGACGGCAUGGACUCAGACCUCUGGGUCUGGAGGUGUUCUGUACUGAGAAUGAUUUCUGCUCUGACAUCUACCUGAAGUUCUACAACACGGCUGACAGAGAUGAAAUCUACUACUACAUCGCUACUUUCCUGGAGAACCACGUGACGGAGCACACAGCAGAGAGCUACAUGCUGCAGUGGCAGCGCGGCCAUCUGAGCAACUACCAGUAUCUGCUCCACCUCAACAACCUGGCUGACCGCAGCUGCAACGACCUCUCCCAGUAUCCGGUUUUCCCCUGGGUCCUCGCUGACUACACCAGCGCUCAGCUAGAUAUGACUAAUGCUGCCACAUUCAGGGACCUGAGCAAACCUGUGGGAGCCUUGAACAAAGAGCGACUAGACCGACUGCUGGCUCGCUACAGAGGCAUGCCUGAACCUCGCUUCAUGUACGGCAGCCACUACUCCUCUCCAGGCUACGUCCUCUUCUACCUGGUCAGAGUCGCUCCAGAGCACAUGCUGUGUCUCCAGAACGGCCGCUACGACCACGCAGACCGUAUGUUUAAUAGCUUAGGUGACACAUGGAAAAACUGCUUAGAGGGAGCAACUGACUUCAAAGAGUUAAUUCCAGAGUUUUAUGGGAGCGACUGCAGCUUCCUGGAGAACAAACAGAACCUGGGUUUGGGCCGACGGCAGAACGGAAGUUUAGUCGGAGACGUUGUUCUCCCACCGUGGGCCUCAGAUGCCAGUGAAUUUCUUCAGAAGCACAAGACCGCGCUGGAGAGUCAGUAUGUGUCGGAGCACCUCCAUGAGUGGAUCGACCUGGUGUUUGGCUUCAAACAGAGAGGCGGAGAAGCCGUCGCAGCUCAUAACGUGUUUCACCCACUGACCUAUGAGGGAGGCAUCGACUGUGACAGCAUCGAGGACCCUGACCAGAGGAUCGCCAUGCUGACUCAGAUCCUGGAGUUCGGCCAGACGCCCAAACAGCUGUUCACCACGCCGCACCCUCAGAGGAUCACGCCACGGUUCCACAACAUCACCAGGAGCUCCAGCAGCAGCUCUCCAAUCAGUGAGCUGUCUCCAGCCUCUCAGGGUGAGGACUCGUCCUUCGAGGACCUGACUGAGGAGAGCCGGAAGUUGGCCUGGGCAAACAUGGGAAAUAUGAAACCCAUUUCCAGCCACAAGAUCCAUAAAGAGGCUGUGACGGGCAUCGCUGUGACUCGAGACGGAGCAGCUAUUUUCUCCACAUCCCAAGACUCAACACUUAAAAUGUUUUCCAAAGAGCUGAAGGACUUCCAGAGGAGCAUGUCCUUCUCUAACAUGGCGUUAUCAUCAUGUUUGAUGCUGGCAGAUGGGAAAACGGUGGUGUGUUCUUCCUGGGACAAUAAUGUUUAUUUCUACUCCGUCCCAUACGGCCGGCGGCAGGACACUCUGAUGGGCCACGAUGAUGCCGUCAGCGAGAUGUGUUGGUUUGAUGACCAGUUGUACACAGCGUCCUGGGAUUCCACUGUCAAGGUGUGGCAGUGUGUUCCUGACGGCUCCUCCAAGAGAUCACAGUUUGAGUUACUGGCUGAGUUGGAACAUGAAGCUGGGGUGAACACCAUAGGUCUGAAUCCAGCAGGGACGCUGUUAGUGUCCGGCUGUAAAGACGGGACGGUCACCAUCUGGGACACCAGUAGCUACGCAACACUGCAGCAGAUCCACUGCCACACUGGAACCAUCCACCACAUGGCCUUUAGUCCUGACAGCAGACACGUCCUCAGCGUUGGAACAGACUCCUGUAUGAAGGUUAUUGACGUCCAGACGGGGAUGGUGAUCUCAUCUGUGAAAGCUGAGGAGGAACAGAGGUGCUUCUGCUGGGAUGGGAGCUCUGUCCUGUGUGGGGGACAUUCUGGGGACCUCCUGCUGUGGGACCUGCUCACCAACACUGUCACCCAAAGGAUCCCUGCACACUCAGGUGCCGUCACAGCCAUGUGGAUGAGUGAGCUGUGCUCCACAGUGAUCACCGGCGGAGAGGACCGGCAGAUCAUCCUCUGGAAGCUGCAGAGUUAAAGGACCGCUGAAGGACUUCCAGUGCAAUAUUCUGAACAAUAACCGGCCAAGUAUCCUGCAGACCACAUGACCCGACAUCUGACUCUGAGCUGACUCCAGGAAGAGCUGGCAGGAGCUGAAAACAAACUAACAGCAGUUAUAAAGUCCUGUUAGUCCCAAGCUGUCUGCAUAUUGAGAGAAAAUGUCCAAAUGCAGUAUUGUGCAUGAGAACAGGAAGCUACAACAGUGUACACGCCUUUUUUUUUUCCAUUUCUGUUUUCAGCUUAUUAGACAUUUGUGGUUUUUUUUUAUUUUAUUUCAUAUUGCUUUUCUUUUUUUUAAAUUAGCGAUCAUGUAUCUAUAGCUUUAUGUGUAUUUUAUUCUGUGACUUUAAGUAUCUGUCAAAAGCUUCAGGCUGCUCAGGUGUUCUCAUUAUGCAAAUGACACUGAUCUCUAAAGAAACCUGUCCCGUG
Centropristis striata (black sea bass) is the source of this 3267-nucleotide messenger RNA. It is a transcript of the gene nsmaf, whose product is annotated as neutral sphingomyelinase (N-SMase) activation associated factor. The record is from RefSeq and is a predicted model, not a curated record. The transcript is spliced from 31 exons. Bases 83 to 2815 code for a protein of 910 amino acids. Gene Ontology annotation, molecular function: protein binding. NCBI's taxonomy places the organism in Eukaryota, Metazoa, Chordata, Actinopteri, Perciformes, Serranidae.